AUGUUAGAUCCUCUCACAGCCCUCAGCACGGCAUCCGCCGUGGUUCAGCUAGUUGACUUUGGCAUGAGGAUCCUGGCCGACGCUCAAGAAUUGUACACCGAAGGCAACCUGGUAACACUCAAGGAAGUGAAAACAAUGACAGAGGACCUUGUACACGUCAAUCAUUUGUUAGUCCAUCGACCGGAACCGCAUGGUAAUCAAGAAAAUCCCUUGUCCGAUGCAGAGAAGGCACUGGAUAAGCUAGCCGCCGAGUGCAGUGAUGCCGCGGGAGAGCUUAUCACCUGUCUUCAGUCUUUGGAAACAACAGCCAAAGGUGGACGCUGGCAGAGCUUCUACCAGGCAGUUCGGAGUCGAUGGCAUGCCAACCAGAUCAUAGCCAUGGAGAAGAGGAUCGGUUCCUUCCGUGAACAGCUCAUUUAUCGUGUCCUGGCCGUACUCAAUACCAAAACCAUUCUGCAAUCGGCGCAUCAAGACGAACGGUUUGAUCGACUGGACCAGUCACAUGCCAGGGUGAUUGAUGUCGUUACCAUUAACCGGCAGUUGCUGCAGUCAAGUUUGGGCACCGAAAUGGACGGUGUUUCUCGUAUGAUUUCGCAAAAUGAAGAGACUGCGAAGGUCCGUCACAAUGAGACCAUUGCGGCAAUUCUCAGGCUCCAGGAUGGAAGCUCGAAAGUGAUUACGGGUGCACAAGCCAAUGGUCCUUCCAGUAUUCCGGCACGCGAAACGAUAAUGAUGCUCCAAAAGCCGGAGAUGCACGAAGUGGAUUUCCAUGUUCAGGAUUUAAAAGUGGUUCAGUCGAGAGUUCUCGACUGUCUUCAUUUCCGACAAAUUGACCACCGUUAUAAUACAGUUCUCGAUGCUUAUCGUGAUACGUAUCAAUGGAUCUAUAACAGCCCGGAGAUGGAUCAAAAGCCCUGGAGUAAUUUUGUCGAAUGGCUGGAGCGAGGUCACGGCUGCUACUGGAUCAAUGGAAAGGCAGGGUCAGGAAAGUCCACACUCAUGAAGUUCAUCCACGGUCAUCGACAGACGAGGAGAUCCCUCUCGAUGUGGGCCAGUAACCACGAAUUGGUAGUCCCCUCAUAUUUCCUAAGCAACCUGGGCAACUCGCUGCAGAAAUCUCCCAGCGGCCUCAUACGAUCUUUGCUCUUCGACGUCCUUGGAGCACAUCCCCAUCUGAUCCCGUUGGUGAUGCCGGGCCUGUGCCGGGCCGCAGCAAAGCUGGAACCCAGAGAAAAGCUCUCCGAGCCUACAUUCAAUGAACUUGUGAAAGCGUUUCAAGAUCUGAUCCGGAAUUGGAGCGAAAAUCUCCGUAUCUGCUUCUUGAUCGACGGCGUCGAUGAAUGCGGAACAGAUUACUCUGAAAUCCUCGACCUGAUAGCCUCUGUAUCUGAGUCAAGACAUAUCAAGAUAGUGGUGUCCAGUCGUCCCAUUACACCCUGUGUUGCAGCCUUCUCUAGCUUCGCAAGCCUUCGACUGCAAGAUCUCACGCACAACGACAUCAAGCUUUACGUCGAGAAUAAACUGAAACGGCAGCUGGAAAGCCGGGUUAAAGCACAAGCAGAUACAUUGAUACUGGAAAUCGUCGAGAGAGCAUCGGGUGUGUUUCUGUGGAUUGUGCUAGUGGUAAAGUCCCUCAUUCUUGGGGUACAAAGCAUGGACCGCAUCGAAGACUUGCAACGACGGGUCGACGAGCUCCCGGCCGAUCUGAUGGAACUGUAUUCACACAUGCUGGGGAAUAUAACGCCACUCUACAAACAACAAGCAUCGCAGAUAUUUCAACUGAUCCUGAACAGCGUGGGGGUGGAUAGCGGCGAGGAAAUUACCACUCUCCAGCUGUCUUUCGCGGAUCAAAGUCCUUCCGUAGCAAAGACUGCUCUGAUUCAGGAGAUCUCUCCUGCAGAAGAGUCCAAACGUCUAAAGGAAAUGGAUGGCCGCAUUCGAAGUCGAUGCUGUGGGCUCCUAGAGAUUAGGGACCGGAAGUAUUCUGGAGGUAUAAUUAAGACUAUCCGUCGACCGACUGUCGCGUUUCUGCACCGAACAGUCUUCGAGUUCUUGACUGAACAGAUUGACCCGAAUGAUUGGUUAGGACUGACUACUGUAACCCCUGAGUUUGAUGCCCACCUAUCGCUGGCAUCAUCAUGUGUCUUACUGGCCAAGUCUCUGCCUCAGCAACGGGUAAUAGACCACGAUUCUCUGCCAUGGCAGAGUAUACGGCAUUGCUUGCACUACUGCUCCAUGGUCGAACAGCAACAUGCCAUCACCACGCAGCUACUAGACGAGCUAGAUCGCACUGUGUCUCAUCAAUUUUCCAAGGUGUGGGUUCCAGGAAAGCAGACUGGUGAAAGUAAUUUUUGGGCUGCUGCACCUCCCUUCGGCGAACAUUUACCCAUCCACGAUCGCCCCGAUUCCUUCCUAUCGCUGUCAGUCACUUGGGGUCUUUCCUUUUAUUUGCAAGAUAAAAUUGAUAAUACCGACUACGACAUGAAAGUACUGGAAAGACUUCUUCAUAUUGCCGUGUCCAGUUUCAUUUGCGCCUGGUCCGAUCUUUCUUCCUCCUCUCACCACUUCUCAUCGUCGGCACGUGUGCGAACCAGGGGCUACGCAAGGCUUGUUUCAACUAUCCUGGCGGUUGGAGUAAGUCCAAACACGAAGACAGUCGAUCCCGAUAGCCAAACCCCAUGGGAGGCCCUCCUAAACUAUCUGCAACAUCGACUAGUCUCCGACCGCAGUGCAUUUGUCCUGGAUUUUGGCCAGGAUGGAGGAGGUUAUUCAAAAACCCUUCUUGACUUGAUCGUUGUCAUGGUGUUAUCAGCGGCAGAUCCCAACGCCAGCAUCGCAUGGAAAAAACGGUCCUACCGUGGCGUUGAGCAUGUGACGGAAUUCCGGCGGUCUGCACAGCGCGUUAUUGAGCUUCUGCCGUCCGACGAGAUGGAUGAUUUUUCACAAGACAGAACUCGACGCGCGGUCGCUCUGGAUUAUCGUAAGAUUAUAGAGUACCGAACGCGACUGAUCAGUAUGCUCAGUGAGCGUGGUGCUCGAUCUGAGGAUUGGACAACGGACUCUUUGUCAAAAGGGGUGGGAAAUACUGUAGCCAGUCGUAUGAAUGCCGAAUGCAUUGAAUUGCAGAGUGACAAAAGGAGCCAUCGGCCGUGGAAACGAAUGGUGCGAGCAUUCCGAAGAUCAAAGGUAACAUAG
Penicillium soppii is the source of this 3195-nucleotide messenger RNA. RefSeq lists its product as uncharacterized. The record is from RefSeq and is a predicted model, not a curated record. NCBI's taxonomy places the organism in Eukaryota, Fungi, Ascomycota, Eurotiomycetes, Eurotiales, Aspergillaceae. Bases 1 to 3195 code for a protein of 1064 amino acids. The transcript is spliced from 2 exons.